Messenger RNA from Ornithorhynchus anatinus (platypus), 6988 nucleotides. RefSeq names its product lysophosphatidylcholine acyltransferase 1 (gene LPCAT1). Gene Ontology annotation, molecular function: calcium ion binding. Lineage: Eukaryota; Metazoa; Chordata; Mammalia; Monotremata; Ornithorhynchidae. The record is from RefSeq and is a predicted model, not a curated record. Bases 198 to 1802 code for a protein of 534 amino acids. The transcript is spliced from 14 exons.
GCCGCUGCCGGUCCUGGCGCGCACAGAAGCGCUCGCCCCUGAGCCCUCGCCUCCCCGGCCGCCCUCCUCUUCCUCCCUUUUUCCCUGCAUCCAUCCUUCCUUCCUUCCUCCCGCCCUCCAGAGCCCGCAGCCGGGGGCCCCCGGGGUGGGGGGGGGGCGGGGUGCAUCCCGGAGGGCAUCCCGGAGGCGCCACCGCCAUGAGGCUGAGCCGGAGAUGCAGGUCCCCCUCGUCCAUCCCCGGGGCGGCCGGGGAUGGGGGCGGGGGGCUGAGCCCCCCGGGGAAGAACCCUUUCGUGCACGACCUGCGCUUCACCCUGCUGCAGAAAGCCCAGAUUGCCUUCAUGACGCUGACCCUGUUCCCCAUCCGAAUCUUGUUUGCUGCCUUUAUGAUGCUCCUGGCCUGGCCUUUUGCAUUUGUUGCUUCAAUGGGAUCCGCAGAGAAGGAACUGGAAAGACCUCUGGCCUUGUGGAGAAAAGUAGUGGACAUCCUGCUCAAAGCCAUUAUGCGAACAAUGUGGUUUGUCGGUGGAUUCCACUGGGUAACUGUGAAGGGAAGGCAGGCCUUACCCACAGAAGCAGCAAUCUUCACUCUGGCUCCACAUUCCUCCUAUUUCGAUGCUAUUCCUGUUACGAUGACUAUGUCCUCCAUUGUGAUGAAGGCAGAAAGCAGAGAUAUUCCUGUUUGGGGAACUCUCAUCAAAUAUAUCCGGCCAGUGUUUGUAUCUCGUUCAGACCAGGAUUCUCGCCGGAAAACAGUUGAAGAGAUAAAAAGACGUGCUCAGUCGAAUGGCAGAUGGCCUCAGAUCAUGAUAUUCCCUGAGGGGACUUGUACGAACAGAACCUGCCUAAUUACCUUCAAGCCUGGUGCAUUUAUCCCAGGAGUUCCAGUACAGCCUGUAAUUCUUCGUUAUCCAAACAAACUAGAUACGAUUACAUGGACAUGGCAAGGUCCUGGAGCGUUGAAGAUUCUUUGGCUUACCUUGUGUCAGUUUCAUAAUUUUGUGGAAAUUGAGUUCCUUCCAGUAUACAUACCUUCAGAGGAGGAAAAGAGAAACCCAGCCUUAUAUGCGAAAAACGUGAGACGGGUAAUGGCAGAGGCCUUGGGAGUUUCCAUAACAGAUUACACUUAUGAAGACUGCCAGCUGGCAUUGGCUGAGGGACAACUCCGUCUCCCUUCAAACACUUGCCUCUUAGAGUUUGCCAAGCUCGUGAGAAGCCUGGGGCUGAAACCAGAAAAACUUGAAAAGGAUUUGGAUAAGUAUUCAGAAAGUGCAAAGAUGAAGAAAGGGGAAAAGGUUGGCCUUGCCGAAUUUGCGGCAUGUUUGGAAGUUCCAGUUUCUGACACAUUAAAGGAUAUGUUUGCUCUCUUUGAUGAGAACGAAGGAGGUAAAAUUGAUGUCCGAGAGUACGUGAUUGCUCUGUCUGUUGUAUGUAGGCCAGCAAAGACCUUGGAAACAAUUCAACUGGCAUUUAAGAUGUAUGAGUCACCAGAUGCUGGCAGCAUAAAGGAGGAAGAUUUGGCUUGCAUUCUGAAGACGGCUAUAGGUGUGUCCGAACUCAAUGUAACCGACCUCUUUCGAGCAAUAGAUGAAAAAGGAAGGGGAGAGAUCACAUUUGCUGACUUUGACCAGUUUGUGAAAAUGUGCCCAGACUUUGCAGAAGAGUAUUUAUAUCCUGACCAGACAAAUUUUGAGAGUUGUGUGCAGACCCCCUCUUCUCCCACCCCUAAUGGUUUCUGUCCUGACUUCAGCCCAGAAAACAUCGAAGACGAGCGGAAUCCUUUGCGGAAGAAACUGGACUAACAGUGAAACACCAUCUCCCUCUCCUGGCGAGAGGAGACCUCUUUCCUAAACUCUACUUAGUCAAACCACACAUUAGCAAUGUUCGCUGUAUUCUCUUUUGUGCGUGUGAGAAUCUCCUAGCUUCAUCUCCCACAACCUGUAAACCUAUCGUCUUCAAACUUGAGCUUUUUUGCUGUUGUUUUUGUAAAAGUCUUAAGAACCAGGAAUGUGAAUGCGCUACAUUCUUCGUGUGUGCGUGUUUGAAAGCCACACACUUAUUUAUAUUCCAUUGUUUAGUUUCAUGUACAAAGUGUCUUAAAGAGUGUGCAUGUAUAAAGAAUUAUGUAGCUCCUGUGGUGUUAAGUGCACUUUGGUGAAUAGUGCUUUCCUCUGCUUAGGGACAGUUCAUUUUGUGUUGGCUUCAGUAGUAGGUCCCAGAAGCAAAUUAUGCACAGAAAAGGCAGAUUUUGUUUUGUUUUGUUUCAGAUGAUCAUGUUUUUAAUUUCCCAUCAUCAGCCGUCAAUUUGGUCCUUAAUGUCAUCCAUCCUGUGGUGGUAUGGAAAAGAAGGGACAACUAAUUCUCCCCCGCCUGCCCCAGACAUUCACGCCUGCAGCCGAAAAGGGAAGCGUGUAGGAUGUUUUGGGAAAUCAGUAGCUAUCUUGCUGCCUGUCACAAAUACCAAGUUUGGCAGAGACAAUUAUUGCUUUGUAAUCAUUUCUAUAUUUGUGUGGGAACUUGUAAAUGUUUUAUAAACUUCAUUUAGAUACUUAGGAAAUACGUGUGCUGCAUUUUUAUGAAAAGGAGGGUUGGUUUUUCUACUUCAUUUUUCCUGUUAGAUUAAGGAAUGUUGAAUUAUUGAUCUGUUUUUGAUACAGAUACUGGUUUUGGUUUGACCUUUUAAAAUUCCGAUGUUCCUUUCACUUGAAUCAUAAAGAUGCUCCAGAGACGGUCACCAACCUAACAGAGAAAAGCAAAUUUCUAUUCCAUAACUGUUGAAGAGUGAUUACAAUCAUUGUCCUUGUUUUUUUCUCAGUAACAAUGCAGGGUUUCUGUUUUAAAUGACCAGGUGUUUGAAGUCAGGGUGAUCUCUUUCAAUAUAGAUCAUAGUUUGAAACUGUUUGCUAAUAAAAUAAAAGUGAUCAGUAGGAUUAAGAGAUCUAAAACAUUUCUUUUUUUUUAUAGGAAAGUAUUUCCAGGGACCCCAAGUUGUUAGAGUUUUUUGUGGGUUUUCUUUUUAACGUUUCAACAGACUGCGCGACUUAGGGCAAAAACUAUAUUUUGCCCUUCUCCUAUAUGUAUUCUUCCGAAUCCCAGUUUUGUUUUCCAUUAAAGGCUCACCCCUGCAGGCAGCCUGGUCUAAGGGUAAUGCAGUGGAAUGCAUCUCCGUAGUCUGUCAGAUGUUCCUGAGAGGUGUAUGGGAACGGUCACCAUCGAAACAAAGUUUGUCUUAUAGAAUACCUACCUGGUGCUAUUGAUGGCAAGAAGCCAGAAUUUGGGAUUUCCCAAUACUGCAUUAGAGACGCUACUGCAGCUUCUUCCAACUGCUGGGUUUUCCAGGCACCUCCUGGAAGUCUGAUUCCCAAGACUCAGGAAUAGCUGAUACAGAAGGCAACCAGUAGCAGCAGGGCAGAAGACAGACUUACCACGAUCAUAGGAUUGUAGAUUUUCAUUCUUCCCUUCGCCUCCUAUACAAAGCAAUCCUAGUCUUACUGGAGAAGAGUGUCACUUGCAAAGCGAGGGAAGAGAGUUUAGAGGUUUUGAGUUUUUCCAUUGAUUUUCUCUGAUUCAGGAUGUAGGGCAGCCAAAAUUAGGCCAAAAUUCAUUCGUAAAGCAUAGCGAUUUGGCAUUUCCUCAAGUUACUUGUUGUGGAAGUAAAAAGCAUUGAAAGCAUUGAACCUUAUUGGAAAUAAUUCAUUUGUAAUUUGCAGUAAAAAAUGGGCCUGAAUUUGAACUUUUGGCAUACAGGUGACUUCUCGAUCUAGUAAGAGCAGCCUAAUCUUACAAAAGAUGUGACACUUCCAUCCUUCAUCUCGACCAGUGGAAAUCCAAAAUCUAUUAAACUUCAAUCCUGUUGGAUUUAUUAUUGGCAUUUUUUUCCCCUGUGAAUUUUGCCUAAUUUGAACCCACAGGACGUUGUUUGAUUUUAAAUUUAAAUCGAAGGUAAACCAAGUGCUUAAGAACAUCACGACCUCGACUUUCUGGACACAAAACAACUGGACUGCAGGCUUAGUAGCUAAAAGUUAAUGGUAGCGAUUUUUAUAACUAUGUAACUAACAGAUAAUUUGCUCUUUUAAGAGAGGAAAACACUGCAUGCUAGGAAAAGCACAAAAAUGAUCAAUGAAGGAGGUUCAGAGAACAAAGAUAUUUUGAGGGAACAUUCUGCAGUAAGGCCUAAAUCUGAAGUGCCCCCCUGUUUCCCUCAGGUCUGUAUAUGAAGUGGUUUGGGGAAUGCAAUUGUGCAUUUUUCCAAAAAACCUCUGAUCCACAGACUCUCAAUGGAUGUUUGCACCUCCGGAUUCUCUCGUUUUCUUAUGUAGUGAUUGGUUCGUGUGCUUCCUGAACUGUGAAUGUAGAUAGUCUUAAGAUAAAUAGCACGCCCCUCCUUUUUCUUUUUUUUCCCCAGAGGGUGAGAGGAUGGAGCUUUAGUACUUUUUAUGCUACCCUGGUUUUGGAAGCCAAGAUCAGCAGGCAUUUGAUAUAUUUGUCUAGGCCUGUGAAUGUAUAACGAAGGAUUGGGUGGGUGGGGGGGAACAGGGGAAAGGCACUGGCUUUGUCUCUGUCUACCGUGAAAAUAAUUUUGGAUUUUAGAUGUUGAAAAAUAAAAUGUAAAAAUCUUGAAUAAGCAAGUAUAUAUUUUGUUAUAUGUUGUCUUUUACUGUAAAGAUCGAACUAGAUGUUUCUUCUAUUUUGGAGUGUAGAUUCAAGGAAGAUUGGGGUAAUGUGAAAGUACUUUUCUAGCCUGAAAAGAUUUUACAAAAACAAUUAAAAUCUUAUAAGGAAAAGGGAAACUAUAAGGAAACUAUAUUUGAGAGGUGAUUUUUUUGCUGCUCUGUGUAUGGUAGGUAAAUGGAGUGUAAGCUGUUUGUGGCUGUCUGUCUACACAGUGUUCUGUGUUAGUGAUUUGUUUACGUUAAACACAUAAUGGACCGUCUGUAAUAAGUACCUAGGGCAAAUACCAUCCUAUAUACAGAGUCUCUUGUAAGUUACUCAGUGUCAAAACAGUCGAAUGAAGUCCCGAGCCCCUCUCUGUCGAUCGGAGCCCUUCUAAAGAGCAAGGUUACGUAAGCAUCUGCUAGCUUGUCACGAUAUCACAUUUAUCAUCAUGACCGUAGCACCGUAUCGCGGCAUUUCAGUGAUGUCUACCGGUAUCGUUGGUGAAACGUUUUGUAAUUCUCUAUUUCCAGCUGUGUAAAGACAUCUAGAUGGAGCACUGAUGUUGAUUUUACCAUUUGGAGAAGAAUAAAGUUUGAGCCUAUUCUCCCCGUCAGGCCCAGGAAAGCCCGUAGCUUUGUAUCUUCCUUGAGGCGGAGAUGGGGCGGGGGGUGGGGGGUCAGCCAACCUCCUAAAUCCAUUCGUUUUGUCCAUUGACGCCACAGGGGAAGCCUGGGGGUGUCGGGCAAGGAGAAGGGCAUAGGCUUCCCCCCCUUACAAAGCUGGUGGGAAGUCGGAGGGGCAUUUCCAUGCUGUGGCAUCCAGUCACACACCUCUGAUCCAGGCUCAGGGCAGUAGCAGACUCCCUUUCGCACUGGUGGCUUUCCCAAGCAUGUCCUAAAACAUCUUGACACAGGCCCCUGCGACUCCCGCCAGCCCAGAGAAUCAGACCGAUAGAUCCUCCGGUGACAGAUAAAGGGCUGGGAUUUACUUCACAUGUUAAAUUUACAGGCUCAAUAUUGAGACAGUCCUCUGGAGCGUAGCGGCAUGUCCUGGGACUCGCACAUCUGCCUCUUUCUGGUUUGAAAUCGAUACCUGACAGGCCCAGUCAGUAGUGAAGGAAUGUUCUUUACAAUCUCCAGAGGGCUGGAGGUGGUCUUUCUACCUCACCUGUACUGAGUUAAUCAUAUUUACUGAGUGCCUACUGUGUGCAGAGCUCUAUUACUAGGCUCUCGGGAGAGAACUGUAGAACAGAAUUGGUAGACACGUUUCCUGCCCCCAACAAGCUUACGGACUAAGAGGGACUUUUUGCCCAGAGAUCACUUGCCGAAUUGUACUUUCCCAGCACUUAGUGCAACGCUCUGCACACAGUAAACGCUCAGUAAAUACGAUUGAAUGAAUGAAUGACUUUCUGAGGCAGGACGCUGAACGAGCUGAAUCCAGGAGCUUGCCACAGUUCAUUCGAUGGUAUUUACUGAGCGCUUAUUGUGUGCCAAGCUCUGUACUAAGCACUUGUAAUAAACCCAAUAAAACCAUUCCUAUUUUCCUACCUGGAAAAGCCAGGUUUAUUGGAGCAGACGAAUAAGGAAGGUGGUUUUAAUGGGUCAAUGAUCGACCAACUCCCUCAAAAGAACACAGUGUAGGUCUGGUUGUCUUUGCUCUGUCAUGUCUCUCCUAACUGGCUCCUGGGAACCAUUUACACAGACAUGAAAUUCUUGCACUGAAAUGAAUAACCUGACAGGAAAAAAGGGAGGAAAUAACGUAAACCCUAUCAUGGCAGUAUUUUAGUGGCGACACAGUGGCCAGAUGCUGAUCUUUUUCAAGUAAUGUAUAGUUUCAAUGCUAAAAUUUAGGUUUCAUAGUUUCUAUGAAAUUGUUUGGAAAAAAACCUGAGCACAUUCAUUGAGAACUUUGGACAUUUUUGUACAUUUUCUCCAGUUUUUAAAUAGUUUGGGUCUAACUGUAUCACGUGCUACUAGUAACAUUCAGUAAAUUUCUUAAAGGAAAUACCUCAAUUUGAGAACUUUUUUUCCGGUCAAUUGUCUAGCGAGUAGAAUUAUGUCUUGUUUGAUAUUUUCUGUAAAGUGCUCACAAUUGCACUGAGCCAAGCAGUGGUAGAAUUAUGUCAGCGGGAAUCCCGCUUCGGGAAUGGGCCGACUUCCUGAGAGGACCCAGGGCCCCGAAUUCAAGUCAGGGUUUCAAGGAACUUCCUACCAGGGCCUGGGGCAUGACCGGGGUCCAUGCUCAUUCUGCACAACUGAAUGUGUUUCCUGUGACUGGCAUGCUGUAAGUUGACUUUUCAGUGUGAAACCAAAUAAAAUUUAGAAAAAAAGCA